AUGGUGCAUGAGCAGGUGCUGGUGAGCCCAAAAACUGUUGCUGAUAAUGCAUUGGGUUUAAUCAUGAAUUAUGUACAGCUUCAUUUGAAGUCUCAGGUGCAAGCAAAGCACCAUUUUCACUGGACAGCUCCUCUACCAGGUCUGCUAAAGCUUAAUGUUGAUGGUGCAAUGUUUGGAGAGUUGUGCAAAUCAGGUGUUGGGUGUAUUCUGCGGGACGAUAAAGGGAAGGUGCUGAUGGCUGCGUUAAAGGCUGAGAGUGAAGUUGAGGAACCAGAAGCUGUGGAGCUAAUAGUUGUUCUUCGGGGUCUUCAAUUGUGUGUCAGCAUGGGUAUCUCAAGAAUACAAGUUGAGUCUGAUUGCUUGUUAGUGGUGGAGGCACUGGAGCAUAAUAACAUGGCUGGUUCUUUGCUGGGGCUGCUUUAUCAAGAUAUUAAGUCUAUUUCUUCUUGCUUUGUUGAGUGUUCUUUUGUUUAUGUUCCUAGAGAGGGCAAUAGGGCUGCUCAUGGUUUAGCUAUAUGCUAA
Molecule: messenger RNA, 522 nt
Organism: Juglans regia (Persian walnut)
Lineage: Eukaryota; Viridiplantae; Streptophyta; Magnoliopsida; Fagales; Juglandaceae
Exons: 1
Coding region: 1-522 (173 amino acids)
Molecular function (GO): nucleic acid binding; RNA-DNA hybrid ribonuclease activity
Source: RefSeq, a predicted model, not a curated record